CACCACACAACUUCUCUAUGUGAUCGUUGAUUGGAAAAACUGCUGGUUCAGAAGGAGUAAAAAGACUCAGUUUCUGGUUUUAUUCAUUGGUGAAGAUGGAAGAUGGAAGACCGUCUAUGGUCGUGUCGGUGGUGUCGGUGGUUGUGGCGCUUGUGGCACUUUUGGCGUAUGCAAUCUUCACAUACGUUUCCCAGCAUGAUUCAUAUGUUGAGGUGUACAAGGGGAAUGAGUCUGUCGUGCUGCCCUGCCAGGUUUAUUGGUUACCUGACAUCACCAAAGUGGUGUGGAGCCGCUUCGAUCUCAAUCCUACAACCAUCCACCAGCAUCAGUACAAAGAUGAGCCUCAUGUUCAAAACCAGCAUUACAGAGGCCGAACAUCGAGUUCACCUUAUCCUCUGAAAACUGGAGACCACAGCCUCACUCUGAAAGAUCCUUACCUCUGUGACAGCGGCGUCUACACCUGCACCGUCUACAGCAAAGGAAAUAUGAAGACACACAAAACUGUACAGCUGCAGGUCAAAGAACCGCCACCUUUGUCUAUUGUACUUCUGCUGCCUGUUGGUCUCCUGGCUGUUCUCCUGGCCUGUUUUCUCAUAGUUUUUUGUCGCUACAACACCAUCCCAGUCUCCCGGGUGGAGGUGGAAGACGGUGUGCCGCUUGUCAUGCUUCCUUUCCAAACUGCAACCCCGCUGCCCACAGACUUCACAGUGGAGUGGAGCCGCUGUGCCCCUGGGCCCAUGAUUGUCCAUGAGUAUCGGAACGGCCAUCUUGUCAGACAGGACAAGUUUUACAGCAACCGCACAACCCUGGAGCAACAUCGAGUGACAAUUGGAGACUUCAGUCUGAUCCUGAGGAACCCCUGCUUCAGGGACAGUGGCAGCUACAUCUGCACCGUCUACAAGAACAGAGACAUCCACGUGCAGAAAGUAGUGCGGCUCAAGUUCAAAGAGAGCUGGUGGUCGUGGUUUUUAAGAAGAGAGUACUGAAGAUGAAAACAGACGACCUGAACACAGUGUGACGAUCCCUGCUGUGUCUGUCUGUUGCUACGUUUACCCGUGGCCGGCUAUUUUCAUAAGCGGACAUUUCAACCUCUCAGUUUUCAAAAAUAACAUCGUGCA
Perca fluviatilis (European perch) is the source of this 1118-nucleotide messenger RNA. RefSeq lists its product as uncharacterized. Bases 96 to 986 code for a protein of 296 amino acids. The transcript has 5 exons. The record is from RefSeq and is a predicted model, not a curated record. Lineage: Eukaryota; Metazoa; Chordata; Actinopteri; Perciformes; Percidae.